UUAACGGUUAUUUUGUUUUAUAGGUGUGAAGUAUUGUGGCUCAUAUGGUUUCUUCCUUUGCUCACCGCUGUUCAAUCAGAUGGGCGACAAACCGAAAAAAGCAUCUUUUCUUACACCAACAAAUUACCAGAUGAUAUAAAGCAGAUUGUGAGAAAUGCUUUUAUCCGGGAAGGAGAUCCCGUAGCUUCAAAAAGUCCACCCAUAAAUUGCAGUUUAGGAGAUGAGAUUGCUUGUCCGCCUAGUAAAUAUAGAAUGGCAACUGGGGAAUGCAAUAAUGUAAGACACUCCCGAUGGGGCAAUAGGGGAACGCCGUUCUUGAGAUUGCUACCACCAACCUAUGCUGAUGGAAAAAUGAUACCCAAAGUGUCCGUUUCAACACAAGAGCUGCCCAAUGCUCUAGAUGUAUCCUCUAUUCUUCAGCAAGUUCCAAGCCGAAAACAUGAGUCCGUAACUGCUCUGCUGGGUGCCUGGAGUGAGCUUCUCUAUCACGAUUUGGUUAGCACAGCAAACUUCAAGAAUCAUCAGUGUUGCAAAGGAGAUGCGAUUACGCAUGGAGAAUGCUAUCGGCUACAGAAGGAUAAUCGGUGUUGGGAGUAUAUGAGGAGUUUACCUGCUGUUGAAUUGGACUCGUGUGAAUAUCAAUACAGAAAUCAAAUCAACUUGGCUUCGUCGUUCCUUGAAGGGUCUGCCAUAUAUGGAGUCACCCGCGAUAGUGUGGAAAAAUUAAGAACAUACGAUGCAGGAUUGGUUAAUAUAUCAGCGUGCAGCACUUGUCAGCUAAACGUACUGCAUUCGGCGAUUUUGAGGGAGCACAACAGAGUAGCUGUUGCGUUGGCCGCUUUAAAUCGCCACUGGACUGACGAGGUUCUGUUUUAUGAGAGCAAAAGAAUUGUCAGCGCUGAGAUACAGCAUAUCACCUAUAACGAAUUUUUGCCCAUUUUGCUAGGCCAGGUAAUAAUUUUUUAUUCGAUAUUAAACUAAGUUUAAUAGUUUCUUUAUAAAACACAAGUGAUCAUUAAUGAAUCCAGAAAUUUUGCCAAAAUUGUCCGCGACAAAUUUUUGCCGAUCUAGUGUCGAGUUUAAAUAUCAUCACCUUAAGUAACUAUUUAUGGUAUUUUAUAUGAUUAGGAGAAAAGGUGAUAUAUUUCAUAGCCCGCUCCUGUUAAACCUAAUCCCAAACGACAAUUUUCAAUACAUUUCAGAUAAUCAGAUAAAAAAAUAAAUACUGGGCGAUUUAUUUUAAUAUUCUUAGCUCCCCAUUUUUUAAUAAAAAUAUCACCGUAUAUGUGUAGACGGUUCCAAAAUUGAAGUGCCACUAUUAAUUUAUUUGCGC
This is a messenger RNA of Dendroctonus ponderosae (mountain pine beetle), 1333 nucleotides long. RefSeq names its product chorion peroxidase-like. NCBI's taxonomy places the organism in Eukaryota, Metazoa, Arthropoda, Insecta, Coleoptera, Curculionidae. The record is from RefSeq and is a predicted model, not a curated record. The transcript has 3 exons. The annotation marks the transcript as partial. Gene Ontology annotation, molecular function: peroxidase activity; heme binding. Gene Ontology annotation, biological process: response to oxidative stress.